Molecule: messenger RNA, 3726 nt
Organism: Hipposideros armiger (great roundleaf bat)
Lineage: Eukaryota; Metazoa; Chordata; Mammalia; Chiroptera; Hipposideridae
Gene: SHROOM1
Product: shroom family member 1
Exons: 8
Coding region: 794-3403 (869 amino acids)
Biological process (GO): actin filament bundle assembly; cell morphogenesis
Cellular component (GO): cortical actin cytoskeleton; apical plasma membrane; adherens junction
Molecular function (GO): actin filament binding
Source: RefSeq, a predicted model, not a curated record
UUGAAGAGGGAGAUCCCCAAAGGGGAGGACCUUGACAGCCAGACUACAGCCUGUGAACCCUCCCCAGGCCAUAGGGGAUCUGCAUAUGUCCAGCACCGGGAGGACCCACUGAGGGCAGUGUUCCCACUGCUGACCCCUCAUGUCAGGAGUGCCCCCUCUGGUCCAGGUGGCUAGCCAGGAGGGCUUAGACGAUGCGGGGUAGUUGGAGAAAUGGAAAGAAACGGGGGCAAAAAUGGGACAAAAGAGCUCACGGUGGGGUCGAAGAACUGGAAGAGUUUUGGAAAUGGGGGUAAUGGAAAGUUGGUCAAGAGGUCCGUUACUACUAUCCGAACUGCACGGUGCUCAGAGGGACAGGGACAGAGGCAUGAGCCCAGGGCGGGCCUGUUUCUUGGCCAAGCUUUAAAGGAAAGGGGUGGCCGUCUUGGGCCUUAGGGCCCAUGCUGGGCCUCCCCACCGAGGGGGCUGCCGCCCGGGCCCGCGCAGUACGCGCUCUGAGGAAACGGGCGGUGGGCAAGCCCCGUGGUCGCCCUUCCUAUCCCUGUCCUCCAGCUUCUCCGGCCCGGAGCAAGAGGCCUGUGCCCGGCGGGGAGCGAGUGUCCACUCCCUGGGCCCAGGGCUAGACUGGCGAGCGGACACUACGAAAGGGCGGGCGGCCCCGGGAUCAGCGCCGCCGCUCAGCGCUCCCGCCCCCGGUGGCCGGACGUGGCGCCUCCCCCGCGGCAGCCAGAGCCUGGAGGUGGGGUCCGGAGUCGGAGCCGGGGGAUCUGAUGUCACCGCGCGGCCGCGGGCGCCCAUGAGCGCGUCUCAGGCUGGAGCUCAGGCCUCGACGGAGCUAGCCAUGGAGGCCCUGGGUGCUGGGGGCGACCGCGCCUCCCCAGCCUCGUCCACGCGCAGCCUAGACCUGCGGCGGCUUUCUGCGCGCGCCGACUCGGCCUAUAGCUCUUUCUCCACGGCCUCGGGCGGUGCUGAGCCGCGCACACCAUCGCCGGGGACAGACCUCCUUCCGUACCUAGACUGGGACUACGUGCGAGUGGUGUGGGGCGGCCCGGUCCCCGCCCCGCCCGCCGCCGCCACGCUUCGCACCUCCCCGCAGCCCUGGUCCGCGGCAGCUGCACGCAGUGGGCCGCGUCCCCCACAGGUUCAGGGGGUCCAGGGUCCGCUCAGCCGUCAGGCCACCCCGCUGCUGUAUGCGCUGGCCGCCGAGGCUGAGGCUGCAGCACGGGCUGCAGAACCGCCCAGCCCACCGGCCUCGCGGGCCGCCUACCGCCAGCGGCUGCAGGGCGCGCAGCGGCGAGUGCUCCGGGAGACGUCCUUCCAGCGCAAGGAGCUCCGCAUGAGCCUGCCCGCCCGUCUGCGGCCCGCGGCCCCUGCACGGCCCCCUGCCGUGCACCCGCGCUCUGCCUCGCUUGGCCACGCGGGCGGGGAAGGGGAGCCAGCGCGCUCCGGGGCUCCCACGCCAGGAACCGCCGGCUGCGGCCGCCUUGCCAACCAGCAGCAGAAAUGGUGCUUUUCGGAGCCAGGGAAGCUGGAUCGCGUGGGUCGGGGCGGUGGGUUGGCAGGGGAACACUCGGGUGGGGCCUGCUCCAGCUCUGGCCUCUCCAGGCCCGAGCCCAAGGAAUCGCAGCAUCAGGUCUUGGCAGAGUUCGAAGGUCACCAGAUCAGAUGGCUGCCCCGAGGAACAGAGGACCCUGUACCCUGGUCCUUGAAGCUCGACAAAACCUACAGGCCUGCUCGCAGGAGCGCUUCAGGGGAAGGCUUGGGUCCCUGGGGAGGCCCAGGAGGGGCCAUGCCCCUUGUCCAGGCCGUUCCCCAAGGAGUAGAACCCCCCAGAUCAUUGUUUCAGACCAAAAAUUCUAGAGUCUCUGCCCCCAGGUUCCUGACUCAGAUGGAAGCCGCAGUGGUGUGUCCUACAGAGGGCCUCCAGAGCAUCGCCACUGACUGUGACCAUAGGGGCCCAGAGACCUGCAUUGUGCCUUCCCGGCUCGCCUCCCUUCCUGGUGAUGAAGUUUUCCUGGAAGAAGCCAUGUUGGUCGGAAUGAGAUCACCUCCAGACGCCCAUGACUCCCCGGGGCUCCCAACCAGUGUCCAUGCCUCUGACCCGCAGUAUGGAGCUGGCUUGGGACAAAGGCCUAACCAGUCUACAGUCCCUCCAGAGCACCCCCUCCAUGAGCGCCCAGAGACUGCAGGGGCAGAUGACUGCUGGCAGGGAAUAAACGGUUCUGUGGGUGUCUCCAGGCCCACAUGCUGUAGUGCCCCUGGCACUGCAAAUGGUAACAUCCCAACCAUUGACUCCACUGGACAGCUGAUGACUGACACCCCUUCAGCUGCAGAGAGUGACCCCCUCAAACCUCUCUCAGUUGAUGCCCUGGGACCUGCAAGCAAUGAUACCCCAGGGCCUCCUGAUGACACUGCCCUGGCUUGGGGCACUGGCCAACCUGAUUCCAGGCCAACUUGGCCCAGUCCACGUCUCGAGGAGCUGGUUCAGGAGCUGGCCAGACUGGAUCCCUCUCUGAGUGACACGCUCACCUCCUAUCCCAGCCCAGAGCCACCCCUGGACCUGCUGGAUGGGCUGAUUCCUUUAGCUGAGGUUUGGGCUGCAAUGAGGCCAGCCUGUGGGGAGGCUGGAGAGGAGGCUGCUAGUACUUCUGAGUCAGGGUCCUGUCUAAUUAGCUCUACCCAGCUCCUGCCAACUUCUCAGGAGGAAAGAAGGCCUGAAAAUCUUACCACCCACCCUGUGCCUGACCAGUCAUGUGGCCAGGGUCUCCCCGAGCCAAAUAACAGCAUGCAAGCUAAGAAAGUGGAGCUAGCAGACCUCCUCCAAAAGAUGCUGCGGGACCUUCAGGCAGAGCAGGAACAGCUACAGGAGGCAGCCCAGGCCUGGGCCAGGCGCGGUGCUGCCCUGGAGGCCGCAGUAGGCCAGGCCUGUGCACCCCGCGAACUAGAGCGGUUCAGCCGGUUCAUGGCCGACCUGGAGCGCGUACUUGGCCUCCUGUUGUUGCUGGGCAGUCGCCUGGCCCGUGUGCGCCGUGCCCUGGCCCGGACGACCGCCGCCGACGACCCUGAAGAGCAGGCCUCUCUGCUGCAGCGACUCGGGCUCCUGAAGAGGCAGCAGGAGGACGCCAGGGAGCUGAAGGAACACGUAGCGCGGCGCGAACGGGCCCUUCGGGAGGUGCUGGUGCAGGCAUUGCCUGCCCAGGAGCUGCGCACCUACUGUGCCCUGCUGGCUGGCAAGGCAGCGGUCCUGGCCCAGCAGCGCAGCUUGGAUGAGCGAGUCCGGCUCCUUCAGGACCAACUGGACGUCAUCAGGAGUGACCUUGGCCAUCAUCCCCCUUCUCCCAGACCUGCCUGGUCCCCAGGCACCCAUCCUCCCGAUAAACCAACCUGCCCCCCUUCCCUCAUUUAGUUACAGGCGGUGAGGGUUGGGAGCAUUGCCCCUACCUCUCACACAUGCAACUGGGGGUGAUGCUGGUUUAUUCGGUGCUUUUCCUUUGGGGUGGGGAUGACCCAGGCCAGGCCUUCCCAGGAUACUUCUCCCAAGUGUUGUCAUGUGACCUCACCCAAGACUUGUGUAUUAUUUGGUAAUUAAUUUAUGGAUUUUUUAAACUGCAGUAUUCCCCCUUUUUGUGAUGAGAGGGGCUCAAUCAGGGUUGGUUGGAGGGAGAGGAGACUAGUCAGAGAAGCACUUCAACUUAUGCAACUUUUUUUUCUCAAUAAAAAUUGAUGUGA